AUGAGUGAUGGUAUAAAAUCUUCCAAGGUACCAAAGAAGCGAAAAUGUAAUAAAGAAAAUGAAUCACCUACAAAAAGAAAAAGCUUAACGGGUGCUCAAAAAGCAGAAAUAUGCCACCUAAAACAGAAGGGUGUUAGUCAAGUCAAAACUGCAAAGUUUCCCCUACUAGAAGAAGCACUUGCUCUUUGGGUAUCAAGGGUAACUGAGGCAUUACAAACAGUUACAGGGGUAAUAAUUAAACACAAGGCAGUUCAACUUGCAAAAGGUCUUG
This is a messenger RNA of Dentiscutata heterogama, 271 nucleotides long. Lineage: Eukaryota; Fungi; Glomeromycota; Glomeromycetes; Diversisporales; Gigasporaceae. The record is from the annotation of a GenBank genome assembly.